Anguilla anguilla (European eel) is the source of this 2130-nucleotide messenger RNA. Its product is annotated as peroxynitrite isomerase THAP4-like. The coding region runs from base 179 to 964 and encodes 261 amino acids. The record is from RefSeq and is a predicted model, not a curated record. The transcript has 2 exons. NCBI's taxonomy places the organism in Eukaryota, Metazoa, Chordata, Actinopteri, Anguilliformes, Anguillidae.
CUCUGCUGGUUGGUAACUACCAUAGACAUAAGACGGUAAAAGUAGAGAAGAAUUAAAUAUUAAGACUGCUAUAGACGCUUUCAUCGGACGCACGCGCGUUGCCAAGGUUAUGCGCUUGGCCCUAAGUUAACUUCCGGUCUGUGUUUGUUUAUUAUUGGGUUUGCGUUUACUGGCUAAUAUGGCACCGACUACAAAUGGAGUGAAAGAUAAGCUGAUGAGCAGACUGACGUUGGGCUCAAGUUGUUGUGCUGUGGGGUGUAACCUGACCUCAGGAACAAACGCCAUUUCGAAAAUAAAAAUGUUUCGGUUUCCUAAAGAAGAUGGGAGACGGCGAGCAUGGAUGACCGCUGUGCGAAGAGAGGCUUGGCAGCCAGGCAAGAAUUCAAGGAUCUGUAGCACUCACUUCGUUUCAGGUGCGCCAUCAGUGGACCCAUGCCAUCCAGAUUAUGUUCCAUCAAUGUUUGCACACAAAAACACCAUUGAUGGUGCCCAGAAGUUGGAGAGGUACCAGAGGAGACAGAGUAGACCAUCUGUGGUUGAGUCCAUCGAAUCACCUUCCAUAGAGGUCACCCAUGCUGACACUGAAGAUGGAUGCACUGCUGUGGGUACAGAUCUGUCAAUGGCAGACAUUGACCAGCUACAAAAUGAAAACAUUGAAUUGAAGAGAAGAGUGGCUUUACUGGAGAAGAAAUUGGAAUCUCAAGAAAAACGCCAACAAGAUCAAAUGAUUUCCAGUCUGUCCGAUUUUAUUUUAAGUGAUGACAAGCGCACUCAUUUUUACACUGGUCUACCAUCUGCCUCUGUGUUUUUCACCCUCCUCACUUACCUGACAACAACAUGGAAUGCAUCAUCAACCAUACUUACCCUUCCCGAGCAGUUUCUUGUGGUCCUGAUGAAGCUUAGUGUUUCUUUUGCGCCUCUACAUCAUGAAACCUAUGCACUUGUUGUACGUCGCUCUGGAUAAGAGCGUCUGCUAAAUGCCUAUAAUGUAAUGUAAUGUAAUGCUUCGUCUGGGCUUAACUCAUCAAGACCUAGCUUUUCGCUUCAGAGUGAGUUGUGGAACUGUCUCAAACAUCUUCCAUGAAUGGCUCGAGGUGAUGGCUAAAGAGUUACAAUGCCUUGUCCGGUGGCCAUCCAGAAAAGAUAUCAAAAGAAAAUAUUCAAGGCUACAGGUUUCAAACAUGUUAGAUAUAUAAUAGACUGUACUGAAGUGUUCAUUGAGAGGCCAACUAGUUUGCAUACACGAGCAAUCACCUACUCCCACUACAAGCCACAUAAUACUGUGAAGUUCCUUGUUGGCAUUAGCUAUUACAUUUUUAUCAAGAGUCUGGGGUGGUCGUGCUAGCGACAAAGUCAUAACAAAAAAUUCAGGCUUGAUUGACCUUCUUGAACAAGGAGACCAUGUAAUGGCUGAUCAGGGCUUCAAUUUUCCUGAAUACUUUGCCACCAAAUGUGUCCGUCUUCAUGUACCAGCAUCUACAAAGGGAAUAAAACAACUGACAGGAUUAGAGGUGACACAAUCUAGAAAAAUGUCACGAGUGAGAAUCCAUGUAGAAAGGGCCAUAGGAAAACUGAAGUCAUUCAGAAUUCUGCGGAACACCCUGCCAGUCAGUAUGGUCAAACGGAUAAGCGAUAACAGUCUUUGCACAAUAGACAAAAUAUUGAUUGUUUGUGCAGCACUAUUGAAUCUGGGGAAACCACUGGUACCAAAAUAAAGCAGGACUGAACAAAAACUGUAGGUUUGAUAAAUUAUUUUAAAUAUUUUAACAUGCCAAAAACAGGCAUUAUGAUAUUUAUAGUCUCCCCCUGAUAUAAUUUUCAUUGCUCUUAUGUGCACACUACCUUUCCCAAAAUGUACAAAGUUCUUAAAUGUUGCUUAUUUUAUAUUUCUUACUAUUUAUUUAUUUUUUUAUUAUUCUGUUUUUGUAAUUGUUAAAAAAAAUCUGUAGACGGCAGAGGAAAUAAAACUGCUUUUGUAAGUUUGAUGUAAGUUUUGUAAUAUAUACUGCUGUCCCAAAAAUAAAGAAUUAAAUAUAUAUAUAUAUAUAUAUAUAGAUUCAGUAAUGAACACCAACAACAAUCGAUGAACUGAUUUAUUGACUGAUGAAUAAAGUACUGCAGACUAUCUAA